GUGAAAAUGAAAAACAACACGUUGUUUUGUUGUCUCGUUGGCCUAUAAUUUUAAUCAUUUCUCUAAUUCUCUUGUCAAGAAAUUUUUAUCAUAUCAGUUGUCAAGAAUUUUUUUCAAUUAGACGCGUUUUAUCUUCAUUCUUUGUGAACUGUUACUGUUAUUUCUAGUUGACGUAGCUCUUCAAUCCAGUUGAUAUAUCUACUUUGUAUUUGUUAUGAAUUCAAAAGCAUACUACAUUUUAAGACACAAAUAUUUUUAUUUUCCAGCUUUUAAAGAUACAGAGACCUUGAAAAUUGAAAUGGCUGACAGUGAUUUUAAGAGACAAACUGAGGAAAUAGAAGCCAUGCGGGCCAUCUACCCGAAAGAAUGGCGGGUAGAGGAACGUAUAAAGAGGUCAUUUAGCCUACGCUUCUAUUUCCUCACGUUAUAUAUUCGCCUUCCCUUGGAGUAUCCCUCCGUUGCUCCGCCAACGUAUACGUUGUCGGCUCCGGAGCUGAAGCCCAAGGAGAAAGGCGAAUUGGCUAUGAAGCUGGACCAGAUCUACCUCGACAACCUCGGAGAACCUUUGCUCUUUCUGUGGGCGGAAGCUGUCCGGGAAUUCGUGGACAAGAAGCGCCAGCAGUUGUCGUCCGGGGAAGCGCCAUCCACUUCCGGGGGAAGCGGAAGCGACUCGGAUGGCGCAAACGACAAGAGCCGGCAAUUCAAUGUUGUCCACGGAGACAGCAUAACCGACAGGAAGAGCACCUUCCAAGGUCACGGGGCCCUCGUCAAAUCGGUUCAGGACGUCCAAGCGAUCGUGGCCCAGUUGAAGAAGAACCGCAAGAUCAGCAGCGCUAAACACAACGUGGUGGCCUACCGCUUCAAGGGCAGCGGCGCCGUCAUCAUGCAGGACUAUGAUGACGACGGCGAGUCCCAGGCGGGCAAGCGGCUACUCCACAUGCUCCAGGCCAUGAAAGUGGAUGGAGCUGUGGUGGUUGUGACGCGCUGGUACGGCGGUAUCCAACUGGGUCAAGACCGCUUCAAGCACUACAAUGGUGCUGCGAGGAACGUCCUGAAAGAUCUGGGCUUCGCAUAAUCGCUUUAUUAUGCAAUGUUCCAAUGAUACAGUAACCUGUAGCCGCCAUAAAUUGAAAUGGGCGAAAGAGACAUCUUUCAGUGUUACAGGAAGCUGUCUGUAUUCAUCAUAAAUUAAAAUAGCUGAAGUGAUCUUAAGAGACACACCAUAGGACAAGGACCGCUUCACGACUCCGGAUAUUGAGGCAGCAACCAAACUCUUGAAAGACAACAAGAUAUGGAGUGCUGUGGAACAUUAUAUCGACUAUUACCACGAACCUCUACUUUUAAAGACCUGUAUAAAUCAUGUCUCCUGAUAUUGAAGCAGCAACUAAACUCUAUGCUGUGAAACAUCAUAUCGACUAUUACCACGAACCUCUAACCAUAGGACCAGGACCGCUUCACGACUCCGGAUAUUGAGGCAGCAACCAAACUCUUGAAAGACAACAAGAUAUGGAGUGCUGUGGAACAUUAUAUCGACUAUUACCACGAACCUCUACGACAACCUUGGAGCCAUUGCUCUUACUGUGGAAGGAAGUUUUCGGGGAAUUCGGACACGGGGCCCUCGUCAGUCGGUUCAGGACGUCUAACCAUGAAAGUGGAUGGAGCUGUGGUGGUUGUGACACGCUGGUACGGCAUCCAACUGGGUCAAGACCGCUUCAAGCACUACAAUGGUGCUGCGAGGACCGUCCUGAAAGAUCUGGGCUCCGCAUGAUCGCUUCAUUAUGCAAUGUAAAUAUCUCUGUAGUUCAAUUCAUGUAAAUGAUUCAUGGUAAAUAUUAUUAUUACUCUCUAUUGAAAUUUGUAAAUGAUUUUCUUUAGUAGUAUUCUACUUUAUUCUCUGCUGUAUUAUGCUUACUGUUAGGGCCAAGAUUGCUUUAAGCACAUCAAUAGUGCAGCAAGGACUGUCCUGAAAGAUCUGGGCUUCGCAUGAUCAAUGUGUUGCUUUGUGAAUAUCCAUGUUAUUUCAUUGUUAAUUUAUGUAAAUGAUUCAUGCUAAGUACUACUAUUUUAAGUUCGUAAAUUAUUUUUUGUAGUGUUUUACUUUCUUCUCUACUGUAUUAUGCUUACUGUUAGGGCCAAGAUUGCUUUAAGCACAUCAAUAGCACUGCGAGGAUGGUCCUGAAAGAUCUAUCAAUGUAUUGCUAUGUGAAUAUCUAUGUUAUUUCAUUGUUAAUUCAUGUAUAUGAUUCAUGUUGAAUACUACUAUUAUUAUCUGUUAGAAGUCGUAAAUAAUAUAUUUUCUUCAAGUAGUUUUCAAUAUCUUCUCUGUAUGAGCAAUAUCUUAACUGUUAGGACCAAGACUGCGUUUUGCACUUGAAUAGUGCAGCAAAGGCUAUUCUGAAAGACCUGAGGCUCACGUGAUCAAUGAAUUGUUCUUUGAAUAAAUAUGCUAUUCAUUUCCCAAUUCUCUAAAUUACGUUUUGAUUUAUGUUAAAUGUAGUAAUUAUUAUUUGUUAAAAUAGGUAAAUAUAGGCUAAAGGCUAGUUUUAGAAGUUUAAGCACUAUAAUAGUGCUGCAAGCACUGUCCUGAAAUACCUUAUGUUCACAUGCAUCGUUAAUUUAUGUAUGUGUAUCAAUUCAAUAUUAUAUUACCUGCUAAUUUAUGUAUAUGUAACGUGUUAAAUACUUCAGUUUAUUAUUUGUUUUAAAUUGUAAAUAUAUUUUUCCAAGUAGGUAGCUUUUUACUUUCUUCUCUGUAUUAUGCUAACUCUGUUAGGGC
Nilaparvata lugens (brown planthopper) is the source of this 2776-nucleotide messenger RNA. RefSeq names its product protein IMPACT-like. Gene Ontology annotation, biological process: regulation of translational initiation. Gene Ontology annotation, molecular function: protein binding. Bases 215 to 1075 code for a protein of 286 amino acids. The record is from RefSeq and is a predicted model, not a curated record. Gene Ontology annotation, cellular component: cytoplasm. The transcript has 12 exons. NCBI's taxonomy places the organism in Eukaryota, Metazoa, Arthropoda, Insecta, Hemiptera, Delphacidae.